AUGGACAACAGUAAGGGUGUAACCGGUAUUGGAUUUGACAGGGCAACUGGGUUGUUCACCGCGUCAGAGGAGUGGUGGGAAAAUUUGAAAUCGUUAUGUAAUAUGUUGAAUAUACUUACAAACAAGCUAGCUUACAAAUUCAAGUCCAAGCCAUUGGAGCAUGAAGAUUUGAUGCGGGAAGUUUUCACAGGUACAACCGCAACUGGGAAACAUUAUUGGACCCCCGGCAAGCAAGUUGCGGACAUUGCGGACAGUGAAUCCGAUUCAGUUGACUCCCCUGGGUUGGAACCAUUUACUGAGCCAUAUCAACCGGUGGUGGACUCACCACCACCCUCCCCCAUCGUCCAGGUAGAUGAAGCGGAGCAGGGGUCAAAGUGCAAGAAGGGGGGUAGUACAAGUGGAAAGUCGAAGAAGCCGUCCAGCGGUGCAUCAAUGCUUGUAGACAGUUUCAACCAUCUCUCUGAGGCGGUUCGUUCACAAAAGUGCCUUACGGUCAGGCAUGGAACUAGUGCAUCUCAGAAGUAUGGCAUUGAGAUAUGCAUGCAAAGGAUUAUGGCUAUACCCGACUUCCUCAAUAUGCCUCAUUUCCACUUUGCCUGCAUUGCAUUGGAGAAUGCAGAUUACCGUGAGAUACUAAUGUGCAUGCCUGAUGAUGGGUUCAAGAAUUUUGAUAUGUGGAACGGUGAAUAUAGCAAUCUGUAUCGAAAUAAUGAUGAUGACAUAAUCGAACAAGCAGAACGACAGGAGGACCAACAGAACGAUAAUUGUAUACGUGCGUUGGAUGGAACUCACGUAGAAGCCGUGUUUCCUGCCCGCGAUGUAGGUAAAUAUUACCUUGUGGAUGCGGGAUAUCCAAACCAGAAGGGGUACCUGGCACCAUUCAAAGGGUCUCGGUAUCACCAAGCACUAUUUCGAGAACAUGGACGACCUGAUAACCCAAGAGAAAUGUUUAACGAAGCACAUGCGUCAUUGAGGAGUGUGGUGGAAAGGACUUUUGGAGUGUGGAAAUCUCGGUGGAAGUUCUUGCACAAUAUGCCGGACUAUGAUUUUGCGGCGGUGCAAGUGCCAUUGGUUGGUGCAUCAAUGGUGUUACACAAUUUUAUUCGUAGACAUGGGCUAGCUGCCUUGGGCAACGACAAACAUUAUUGUGUUUUAUUAGUGUCGAAUGACAUGCCCGACGUUCACGACGGCAGAGAAAAUCUCUAUGAUGGGCUCAUGUUUGGGGAUACAGAUGUGGAUAUGGCAAGAGUUCACAUUUGCAUCCGCGACCAUUUGUUUUAUAUACGCCGUUUGGGACUAUUGUGA
Camellia sinensis is the source of this 1305-nucleotide messenger RNA. The record is from RefSeq and is a predicted model, not a curated record. Lineage: Eukaryota; Viridiplantae; Streptophyta; Magnoliopsida; Ericales; Theaceae.